UGCAGAUAUUCUUCCUUCAGCGAAGCGCUGCCUGUAAAAAUCCAGACGCUGUGUGUUUGGACACUGACAGCAGCCUAAUUUCACAUACAUGUACACAACCUGCAAUUUGAUUCAAAACGACUAAAGAUUAUCCUCCAUCUCCGCGGCGUUUUAGCGGACAUUCGGAGAAACAAAAAACAAGCCGCUGGCAGACAGACUACAGACGGAUGCAAUUCCCAGCAGCAGUGGCGAGUUAGAUGGAGAAACAGAGGGUGGACGAGUCGCUGUCGUAAAUAAUUAAAUAUCAGGCAUCUGUUGAAGCUAAAAGAAGUGGAAAAUGCAUCUCCACCAGGUGCUAACGGGAGCUGUGAACCCCGGUGACUGCUGCUAUUCUGUGGGGAGCGUCAACGACAUUCCUUUCACCGCCUAUGGUUCAGGCUGUGAUAUAGUGAUCUUGGCCAGUGAUUUUGAGUGUGUUCAGAUCAUCCCUGGGGCUCAAAAUGGCAACAUCCAGGUGGGCUGUGUUGAGUGCUCCCACCAACUGGGCAGGAUUGCUGCGUCCUAUGGGAACACAGUGUGUAUCUUUGAACCAUUCGCUACCAACCCAAACAAACGCCACAAGCAGCUUAACUACCAGUGGAGAAAGACAGGACAGUUCUUCCUAAAUGCUGUCACCUAUAACCUGGCCUGGGACCCACAAGGGAACCGUAUUCUGGCAGCUACAGAGCACCUGCAGCUGUGGGCCCCUCCGUCAGCAGACACACUGAUAGAGGAGGAGGAUGGACCCGUGACCGAUGACAAACCUCACCCUGCCCUCAACGACUGGAAGUGUGUUUGGCAGUGCAAGACUGCAAUGUCUGUUCACAUCACCAAGUGGUCUCCUGAUGGGGAAUACUUUGCAACAGCCGGCAAGGAUGACUGUCUGUUGAAGGUGUGGUACCCCACCACUGGGUGGCGCUCUGCUGUGGUGCUCCCAGACCUCCCAGAUAAGAAAGGCCCUCAGGUCCACUUCUCCUUUAUAUACCUGGCCCACCCCCGCUCUGUCACCGGCCUGUCCUGGAGGAAGACCAGCAAAUACAUGCCCAAGGGUAGUGUGUGUAAUGUGUUGUUGACGUCGUGUGAGGACGGUGUGUGUAGGUUGUGGUCUGAGACGGUGCUGCCAGAGGACAGUAUCCUGGGUGGUCAUAUCACUGAGAACACAUACAGCUCCAGCCUGCCAGGCCUGGGGGGCAAGGACAAGAUACAGCACGCCCUGGAGUCGAUGAGCCACCUGAAGCACCUGCGUCGUGGUCGUCGGAGGUCGUCUGCUCUGGUGUCUCACACUGAGUUGCUGCCGUCUCAGAUGGGGAUCCACGAGACACACACACACCGUCACAUCUCUCACCACGCUAACGCUCUCUGUCAUUUCCACAUCUCUGCCAGCAUCAACCCUGCCACGGACAUCCCAGCGGUGCUAGCGGAGUCUGCCGUGUUUACUCCGGAAGACGGGAGUGGAGGAGGAGGGUUUGUGGUCCACUGGCUCAACAACAAGGACCUGUCCUUCACCACGUCCAUGGACCUGUUCAUGCUGCAGCUCCGCAAGCUCUCAGAACAGCAGCUGGACCAAGCCACCGACGACGCCCUCGACCAGAACGGCUCCCCCAUUAAGUUUGACUUUGACCUAGAUGAGAUGUCAGAGAAGGGUUCAUCAGAGCAUGGUGAGGAGGGUGAGGGUGGUGAGGGCAGCACCAAGGCGUCGUCCCCAGGCUCCAGUAGCUCAGUGCCCCUGCCCUCCAUGUUGCUGGAGAGGAAGAUGGAGGCGUUAACUCUGGAGUGGAAUAAGAGUCCUGACAUGCUGUUUACCAUCCACCCCACCGACGGGUCCUUCCUGGUCUGGCACGUCAAAUACCUGGACGAGUACAUCCAGGGGAUCUUCAGACAGGUGCAGGUGUCGUUCUCGUCCCGUAUCCCGGUGGCGUUCCCUACAGGCGACGCCAACUCCCUGAGUAAGAACAUUCUGAUGUACGCCUGCUCCUUCUCCAACGUGGAUAGCUCCAACGCCGGGGGAGAGCAGGGGAGGCGGGCCCGCCGUCUGCCCCGUUCUGCCUCUGCUGGGCUGGGUUCCUCAGCCCUCAGCCUCUCUCUGGGCCAAGCUCCAGGCAUCGGCCCUGCUGUCAUGAUGGUGUCCAAACAUGUGGACGGGUCUCUCAAUCAGUGGGCAGUGACGUUCGCUGAGCGCUCGGCGUUCUCCAACGUUCUAACUGUGUCUCAUACGUUCCGUUACUGCGGUCACCGGUUCCACCUCAACGACCAGGCGUGUCACACCGUCCUCCCCCUACUGCUGACCUCCUCCCACCACAACGCUCUCCUCACCCCCCCCUCCGCCCCCAGCAGCAUCGACCUCGACCAGCCACCCACACACACACCUCCCCCCAGAGGACGGCGCAGGAAGCAGCUGCGUAACGCGGCCACCAGGACGUUCCAUGACCCGAACGCCAUCUACAGUGAGCUGAUUCUGUGGAGGGUGGACCACAUAGGACCCCUGUCCUGCACUGGAGGAGUGUCAGAGCUGGCCCGAAUCAACUCCCUGCACACAUCAGCCUUCUCCAAUGUAGCAUGGCUGCCUACCCUUGUACCCAGCUCUGUGCUAGGUACAUACUGUAACAGUUCCAGUGCGUGCCUCAGUCAGAUUAACAAGAACUUGCGUCUCUACCAGGCUGUGGUGGACGCCAGAAAACUACUGACAGUCAACUGUCAAGUAAACACAGACCCUGAGACCUCAAAACUAGUAGGAGAGGUAUUUAACAUAGUGAGCCAGCAGUCGACAGCCAGACCAGGCUGCAUCAUAGAACUAGAUGUCAUCACUAACCAGUGUGGAUCUACCACCCAGCUCCUUCAUGUUUUCCAGGAGGACUUUAUUUUGGGGUAUACACCUCAGGAGGUCCCAGAGCUCUACACUACAUCCUACCCUUCUCUCCAGGAGUACCACCCUACUCCGUUCUCUGAGAAGUUCUUCCUGGUUGUCAUAGAGAAGGACCUGAACAUGAACUCUGUGCUGCAGAUGUGGCACCUGCACCUACAGUCCGUACAGGCCUGUGUGGAUGAUCCGGUCCCAGAGCGGUCUUACCAGUCUCAGCUGACGAUCCCGUUCCAACAGAGUACAGCUGACACGUCCCCCUCCCCUCUCCCUCGCUCAGCCUCCACAGCCAACCUGCAGUCAGCCAGCAAACUGAUCCUCAGCUCCAAGCUGGUCUGUAGCCACCGCCUGGACCUGCCUGUUGGGGUAGAGGUGACCAGGGCUACGCCCUCCGCAGGUCACCUGAGUUCGUCGUCCAUCUACCCUGUGUGUCUGGCCCCCUACCUGAUCGUCACCACUUGCUCUGACUCCCGCGUCCGUUUCUGGCGCUGCUCUGUGGAGGGGGGAGAGACAGCCCUGGGGUGUGAGGAGGGGGAGAACAGGAUCUAUCACUGGGAGCCUUGGGCUCUACUCAACGAGGAGGAGGAUAACAACAGUGCUGUGUGUGUCCCGGGACGUCCUGUAGCUGUGUCCUGUUCCUACACUGGACGACUGGCUGUCUCCUUCAAACAGCCCCGGCCUGGACACAUCCCGGGACAGGGCCAUGGUCCAGCAGGGGACUUCUCCAUGCAUGUGUCCAUCUUUGAGUGUGAGUCUACUGGGGGGUCUGAGUGGGUGUUGGAGCAGACUCUCCAUCUGGAUGACUUCACUAGGCCCUCCUCUACCCUGGACCCCGGAGUCAGUGUAGACUCCAACCUCUUUGUGUACAGCAGGUCUGACCUGUACAUGAGUCGCGACCACCACUCUCCCAACAUCAAACACUAUGUCCACCUGGACUGGCUGUCCAAAGAGGAUGGGUCUCAUAUCCUCACGGUGGGGGUGGGAUCCAAUAUCCUCAUGUACGGUCGCAUCUCGGGCGUGGUCAACGAACAGACCUCAAGCAAGGACGGGGUGGCGAUCAUCACACUACCUCUAGGGGGCAGCAUCAAACAGGGUAUCCGUUCACGCUGGAUCCUGCUGCGCACUGUGGACCUGCUCUCCUCUGUAGACGGCACCCCCUCCCUGCCCGUGUCCCUGUCCUGGGUGAGGGACGGCAUCCUGGUGGUGGGUAUGGACUGUGAGAUGCACGUGUACGCCCAGUGGCGCCAGGACCGCAAGCCCGGCGAGGCCGAGGGGGACAGCCUCUCCUCUGAAGAUAACGUCUCCGGGGGGGUUGGAGGUGGCGGAGGGCAGACGGCCACCAAUGCAGCCACGGGGGGAUCCUCGUUGGCAUUCAAGGGGCGUCCCCGAUCCAAGAGUGUGUUUGAGGGUAACGUGGCAAUCGACGAGGCUCUCCAGGCGCCGGCAGGGCUGCAGGAGGGGGGUCUGUUCGAGGCAGCCCACUCCCUGUCCCCCACCCUGCCUCAGUACCAUCCAACACAGCUGCUGGAGCUCAUGGACCUGGGGAAGGUCCGCCGCGCCAAGGCCAUCCUGUCCCACCUGGUGAAAUGUAUCGCUGGGGAGGUUGCUGUGGUGAGGGACGUGGAGGCAGGUGAGGGUGGAGCCAGACGCCACCUGUCCCGGACAAUCAGUGUGAGCGGCAGUACGGCUAAAGACACCAUCGUGGCCGGCCGCGACGGGGGACGAGAUUACACAGAAAUCAACUCCAUUCCCCCUCUACCCCUCUACGCUCUGCUCUCUGCUGACCUGGACACCUCCUAUAAGGGAGGAGAGGAGGGGGCGAAGGGAGGCAAGGUGGCCGAGGUAGAGGGGGCGAGGAAGACAGGAGGAGAUCAGUACACAGACCUGUUCCAGUUGCAGGCUGUGACGACGGAUGACUUUGUGAGCUUCGCUUCAGAGAAAGUAGAGAAGAAGUCUAGAUUCAUCAACCUGUCUCAGUACGGACCCACCUACUUCGGACCAGAACACGCACAGGUGUUAUCUAGUCAGCUGAUGCAUUCCAGUCUUCCAGGUCUGACCAGGUUGGAACAGAUGUUUCUGGUGGCUCUAGCUGAUACUGUAGCUACCACCAGUUCAGAGGUCAGCAGCUCCACUGACAAACAGUACACAGGUGGUGAGGCCCUGGAUGAGUGCGGGUUGAGGUACCUGUUAGCCAUGCGUCUACACACCUGUCUCCUCACCUCUCUACCCCCACUGUACCGCAUGCAGUUGCUGCACCAAGGUCUGUCUACAUGUCACUUUGCGUGGGCGUUCCAUUCGGAGGCUGAGGAGGAGAUGUUGAACAUGAUCCCGGCCAUGCAGAGAGGAGACCCUCAGUGGUCUGAGCUACGGGCGGUAGGGGUGGGCUGGUGGAUACGCAACAUCAACACACUACGCAGGAUGGUGGAGAAGGUGGGUAAGGCAGCGUUCCAGAGGAACAACGAUCCUUUGGAUGCAGCUCUCUUCUACCUGGCCAUGAAGAAGAAGGCUGUUCUCUGGGGCCUAUUCAGGUCUCAGCGGGAUGAGAAGAUGACGGUGUUCUUUAAGAAUAACUUCAGUGAGGACCGCUGGCGUAAAGCAGCUCUGAAGAACGCUUUCUCUCUGCUGGGGAAACAGCGCUUUGAACAGGCUGCUGCCUUCUUCCUGCUGGCUGGCUCCCUGAAAGACGCCAUCGAGGUGUGCUUGGAGAAGAUGGAAGAUAUCCAGUUGGCCAUGGUAGUAGCCAGGCUGUACGAGGCUGACUAUGAGAGCAGUUCCACCUGCCAAUCCAUCCUGUAUGAGAAGGUUUUGGGCUGCCAGAGGGACGGGUCAGGGUACCACUGCACCAAACUACACCCGGACCCAUUCCUACGCAGCAUAGCCUUCUGGAUCAUGAAGGACUACACCAAGGCCCUGGACACACUGCUAGAGUGCAUCCCCAAAGAGGAUGAUGAGAACCCAGAUGUGAUGGUGAAGUCGUGUAACCCAGUGGUAUUUAGUUUCUAUAACUACCUGAGGACACACCCCUUGAUCAUCCGCCGCCACUACGCGUCCCCUGAGGGUGCUGUGACAUCAUCACUAGGCCUCACCUCGGAGAAGAGCAGCGUCGACGAGAUCAACCUCAUCGAACGCAAACUCUUCUUCACCACCGCCAACGCACACUUCAAGGUGGGCUGUCCAGUGCUUGCCCUGGAGGUGCUCUCUAAGAUCCCCAAGGUGACCAAGAAGUCAGUCUACAUCAAGCUCCCCCUAAAUAAAGGCUCUUCCAUGGCCAACAUCAGCUCUAGCCAGCCCCGAGAAUGGGAACCAGGGGCCCUGGACUGGGCCUCUCCUUCCCCAGUUAAAGCCAAUCCUGCCUGGGAUACAGAGGAGAGCUCAGCCACACUGGACUGGAGCCAGCCUCUGGUCAAAGUGGAGGACGAUGGACUCCAGCUGGACUGGGGAGAUGAUAAGAACGAUGAAGAUGAUACUGAUGGGGGUCUGACAAUGAAGAAGACUGAUGUGGAGACCAAAGCUGACGAGGGGUCUGGGGGGGUGAGACCACCUGGGCUGCAGAAAGAGGACUCUCAGAACCAUCUCUGCUCUCAGGGUGAGUCUGAGGUGGACGUGAUCGCAGAGCAGCUGAAGUUCAUGGCGUGUCUGAAGAUACUGAUGACAGAGCUCAGGACGUUAGCUACUGGGCUGCAGAGGUGGACGGAGGGCUGGCGCAUUAUCAGCCACAGCUGGUUAGAGAAGGAGAUAGGGGCCAUGCACCGCAUCUGCAACUACAAGGUGACGGGGAAGGAGGAGAGCCAGGAGCUGGAGAGAUGGGAGGAUGGAGGAGGAGUAGAGGACGUGUUUGAGGAGUCCCUGGGGGGUGGCGGGGGUACGGAGGCGGGGGCGUAUGAGCGCCACCAGCUGGGGCGUAGGCGUCUCGCAGCCAAGCAGCUUCAUGCUGAAAGGAGGAAGGCGUGGCUGAGGAAGAACCAGGCUCUGCUCCGAGUCUUCCUGUCCUACUGCAGCCUGCACGGAGCCAAGGGAGGGGGGGUCACCUCGGUACGCAUGGAGCUCAUCUUCCUGCUGCAAGAGAGCCAACAGGAGACUACAGUGAAACAGCUCCAGUCCCCCCUGCCCCUCCCCACCACCCUCCCCCUCCUCUCAGCCAGUAUCGCCACCACCAAGACAGUGAUCUCCAACCCUGUCCUCCACCUUAGCAACCACAUCCAUGACAUCCUUCACACCAUCACACAGAUGGAGCUGCCUCCACACCCUGACCUCAUGGACGACAGGGUGAAUCUCCUGCACACCCUGGCUGCCUCUCUGUCUGCCUGCAUCUAUCAAGCCCUGUGUGACAGCCAUAGCUACAGCAGCCAGGCAGAGGCCAAUCAGUUUACAGGGAUGGUGUACCAGGGCCUGCUGCUGAGUGAGAGGAGACGGCUACGCACCGAGAGCAUCGAGGAGCAUGCUACACCCACCUCUGCCCCCGCGCAGUGGCCAGGUGUGUCCUCUCUGAUUGCUUUGGUUCAGUCAGCUCAGGGCGAGGAUCAGCCCAAGCUCAACGUGUUGCUGUGUGAGGCUGUGGUGGCAGUUUACCUGUCUCUGCUCAUCCACGGGUUGGGCAUGCACGCUGGCAAUGAACUGUUCCGCCUCGCUGCUCACCCCCUCAGCAACAAGAUGUGGGCGGCCGUGUUUGGGGGUGGGGCUAAAAUCAUCAUCAAACCGAAACGGAACGCCGAGAUCACUCCAGCAGCAGCAGCAGGUAAAGCUAGAACGGACUCAUCAUCAUCAGUGACCUCUGAACCUGACUCAGGGACUAAGGCUAAACCAGCCGUGCCAGCCCCUCCCCCAGCCGCGUCAGCCCCUCCCCCGGCAGAGGAUGUGGAUCGACUCAGACGACGGUUUAAUAUGAGGAUGCUGGUUCCUGGUCGUCCAGUAAAGGAGGUCCCUGCCACCCCCCCUCCCGUCCCUGCAGAGAGACCCGCCUACAGGGAGAAGUUCAUUCCUCCAGAGCUCAGCAUGUGGGACUACUUUGUGGCCAAACCCUUCCUGCCCCUGUCAGACAGUGGAGCUCUGUAUGACUCAGAUGAGAGCGGAGAGGAGGAUGACGACGACGAUGAUGAUGAUGCCUUCCUCUCUGACACACAGAUGACUGAACACUCUGACCCCAACUCAUACAGUUGGUCUCUGAUCCGUCUGGUCAUGGUGAAACUGGCUCUACAUAACGUCAAGACCUUCCUCCCUCUCACUGGACUGGACUUCACAGACCUGCCGGUGACGUCUCCUCUGGGGAAUGCUGUGCUGAAGACACUAGAGAACUGGGAGACCCAACUCCAGGAGAGGAUGAACAAGUUUGAUGGUCCUCCUCCCAACUACAUCAACACCUACCCCACUGACCUCAGCACAGGAGGGGGGCCCGCCAUACUGAGACACAAGGCCAUGCUGGAGCCUGACAACACACCUUUCAAGAAUAAGAACCACAUUUCGUUCCCUGCGAGGCGUCUCUGGCACUACCUGGUGAAACAGGACGUUCUUCAGGAGACUCUGAUUCGCUAUAUCUUCACUAAGAAGAGGAAGCAGAGCGAGUGUGUUGAAGGCUAUAUGGAUCUCCUCAGCCCAAACUGUGUAUCUGGAGCUCUCAGGUCCAACAAGGUGGAGGGAGACUUAGGCUACCCAGGAAGGAAUGCUAAGAUCAUCCACAAGGAGUCUGACAUCAUCAUGGCCUUCGCCAUCAACAGGGCUAACACCAAUGAGAUAGUGCUGGCGUCCACUCACGACGUGCAGGAGGUUGAUGUGUCCACUCUGUUAGCUGCUCAGCCCUACACCUGGAUAGGAGAGGACUUUGACAAGGAGUCACACAGUUCUGAUGACGUGGACUACCGUUCUUCCCACACUAACGUUGCCCAGGCCUCCUCUACUCCGUCGCACUUCAACCCCAAAGACAUGGCAGCCUCUGCAUCCAUGCCCUGGCUGGGGAGUGGGCAGACCAGCAUGGGUGCUAGUGUGGUACGACACACAAACAUCCUCCACUCACUCACACACUCACAAAACAUCCUCCACUCACUCACUCACACACUCACUCACUCACACACACACAAAACAUCCUCCACUCACUCACACACAAAACAUCCUACACACAGAAAACAUCCUCCACUCACUCACACACAAAACAUCCUAAACACACAAAACAUCCUCCACUCACUCACACACAAAACAUCCUACACACAGCAAACAUCCUCCACUCACUCACACACAAAACAUCCUACACACACAAAACAUCCUCCACUCACACAUUCACUCACACACAAAACAUCCUACACACACACAACAUCCUCCACUCACUCACACACACACACACACAAAACAUCCUACACACACAAAAUAUCCUCCACUCACACAUUCACUCACACACAAAACAUCCCACAGACACAAAACAUCCUCCACUCACUCACUCACACAUACACACAAAACAUCCACUCACUCACUCACUCACUCACUCACUCACUCACUCACUCACUCACACAUACACACACAAAACAUCCUCCACUCACUCACACAUUCACUCACACAUACACACACAAAACAUCCUCCACUCACUCACACACACACAGAUGCAUAGUAUAAUCAUACACACAGAUGCAUAGUAUAAUCACACAGACACACACACACAUACACACAGUGUGUGUAUAUAAAUAUGUUUGGGGUCACUUAAACAUUUCCUUGUUUUUGAAAGAAAAGCACAUUUCUUUGUCCAUUAAAAU
Molecule: messenger RNA, 9609 nt
Organism: Oncorhynchus masou masou (cherry salmon)
Lineage: Eukaryota; Metazoa; Chordata; Actinopteri; Salmoniformes; Salmonidae
Gene: dmxl2
Product: Dmx-like 2
Biological process (GO): vacuolar acidification
Cellular component (GO): RAVE complex
Molecular function (GO): protein binding
Source: RefSeq, a predicted model, not a curated record